AACAAUAAUCAACCUUAAAUAUUAUCAAUUGUAUACAAUGUCCGAUUCAGCUACCGAUAAAGCCAAGUUGUCAUCCCAUGAACAGCAUUACUUCUCCUCAUAUGAUCAUUUUGGUAUUCACGAAGAAAUGUUGAAGGAUACUUCCCGUACAUUGAGUUACCGUAAUGCCAUGUAUAAAAACAAAGAUCUUUUCAAGGAUAAGAUUGUGUUGGAUGUUGGUUGUGGUACUGGUAUUCUUUCCAUGUUUGCCUCUAAAGCUGGUGCCAAACAUGUUUAUUCUGUUGAUAUGUCCAGUAUUAUUGGCAAGGCCAAGGAAAUUAUUAACCUUAAUGGAUUCACUGACAAGAUUACCUUGUUACAAGGUAAAUUGGAAGAUAUCACCUUACCUGUUGAUUCCGUGGAUAUAAUUAUUUCUGAAUGGAUGGGAUAUUUCUUAUUGUAUGAAAGUAUGUUGGACACUGUGUUGUAUGCCAGAGACAAAUAUCUUGUCAAAGGUGGAUUAAUUCUUCCAGAUAAAUGUAACAUGUACAUUGCUGGUAUUGAAGAUGGUCAAUAUAAGGAUGAAAAGAUUCAUUAUUGGGAAGAUGUCUAUGGGUUUGACUAUACUCCAUUUAUCAAGACUGCCAUGAGUGAGCCAUUAGUUGACACUGUUGAAAACAAUGCUUUAAUUACUUCUUCAGCCAAAUUCUUUGAAUUUGAUAUUAAUACUGUUACCAAAGAAGAAUUAGCAUUCAAGCGUGAUUUUGAAUUAGAAGUUCUUGAAAAUGAUUUGUGUCAUGCCUAUAUUGUUUACUGGGAUGCUGUAUUCCCAGGAAAUGAAAAAGUCACUUUGGCUACUGGACCAAUGAACCAGUACACUCAUUGGAAACAAACUGUUUUCUAUAUGGAUCAAGUAUUGAAUGUUAGAAAAGGUGAUAUUAUCAAAGGUAAGAUUACUUCUGCUCCAAGUAAGAUUAACCCAAGAGAAAUCGAUAUUGAAAUUGAAUGGGAUUUGAAGACAAGUUCUAAGGACAAAUCAAGAGAACAAAAGGGCAAGUAUAAUUACUUUUUACGUUAAUUUUUGCAUUUUAGCAUAGAGCAUACGGUGUAUAUUACAAAAAAAGAACUGCUAAUUUCAGGAAGUUUUUGUUCUGCAAUACCAUGUGGUUGUUUGGCUCUGUUAAAUCUGAAGAUCUCACUUAGAUCUCGGUUUUUUUGUUUCAUUCAAGCUUAUAUCUCAUACAUGGUUAUUUCGAAAUAGAGGUUAAACGUUAAAACCGAGUAUUUCGGUCAUUACUUCUUUAAAUGUACGUCUGUAAAACCUUUUUAAUCUUGUAUUAGUAAUUUUGUGCAUAACAGCUUAAAUUUUCCAGACUUUAUCCGAG
Spathaspora passalidarum NRRL Y-27907 is the source of this 1364-nucleotide messenger RNA. It is a transcript of the gene HMT1, whose product is annotated as protein-arginine omega-N methyltransferase. The transcript has a single exon. Gene Ontology annotation, cellular component: nucleus. Gene Ontology annotation, molecular function: protein-arginine N-methyltransferase activity. NCBI's taxonomy places the organism in Eukaryota, Fungi, Ascomycota, Pichiomycetes, Serinales, Debaryomycetaceae. The coding region runs from base 38 to 1057 and encodes 339 amino acids. Gene Ontology annotation, biological process: peptidyl-arginine methylation. The record is from RefSeq and is a predicted model, not a curated record.